UUCCGGUACGGAUCGAGGAGUAGUGACCGAGAGAGGGAGACGGAGGGAGAGAGAGAAGGAAGAAGGGAAGAAAGAAAGAAAGAAAGAAAGGUGCUCCGCUAGCUGACAGCUGUGCGAGGCGGCAGAGCUAACCUGCUAGCUACCUAUCCCCGAACUAAGGAGACAGUAGCCCUGCCGCCGAGCAGUAAGAUGUCAGAAGGAAUCACUGAAGGUUGUUCAUCGGUCAGUGUCUCAUUGCCAUUUUCUGCCCUGUCCUGGUCUCUUUUGCUCUUCGUGAGCGUGCUGUCUACUACACAAGCAUCAAGUUGCGUGAGGCCGUUCCCCAUCCAGCAUGGCCGAGUAAAUGUGACCGAGACUAACAGAGGCUCAUUUCCUGUGGGCACUGUGCUGCAGUACAGCUGUGACUCAGGCUACACUGUGGACGGACCCAGCAUCAUCGUCUGCACCAGAGAGGGGCUUUGGUCCUCUGGCCCACCACGCUGUCUCCAUAAUAAUUUUGAGCUUCUCUUUGACUGCGUCCCCCCAUUAAAACCAGAGAACGGAGGUUACACCUGCCACCCAGCUCCAUGCCAUCAUCUGACUCAUGGCACAGUGGUGGAGUAUUUCUGUGACAAGGGCUACACGCUGAAGGGAGAUUACAAAUACCUCACCUGCCAGAAGGGUGAAUGGAACGGUCCUGUGGAGAUCAGCUGUGUGCCCAGUCAAGGUUGUGUGAGGCCGUUCUCCAUCCAGCAUGGACAGGUAAAUGUGACCGAGACUAACAGAGGCUCGUUUCCUGUGGGCACUGUGCUGCAGUACAACUGUGAUUCAGGCUACACUGUGGACGGACCCAACAUCGUCGUCUGCACUAGAGAGGGGCUCUGGUCCUCAGGCCCACCACGCUGUCUCCAUAAUAACAUGUGCAGUCCUCCAUUUGUGCCAAAGAACGGGGGUUACACCUGCCAUCCAGCACCAUGUCAUCGCCUCACUGAUGGCACGGUGGUGGAGUAUUUCUGUGACGAAGGCUACACGCUGAAGGGAGAUUACAAAUAUAUUACCUGCCAGAACGGAGAAUGGAACAGUCCCAUGCAGAUGAGCUGUGCGUUCAGUCAAGAAAAGCAUGCAGCUCCUGUGCUGGGAAUGAAUACGCUGUCCAUUGUGGCCACCACAGCCAGCUCUGUGGCACUUGUCCUUCUCCUAAUGGUGGUGUUCGUGUUACUGCAGCCCAGACUGAAGGCGUUUCAUCAUGGACGGCGUGAUCAGGCAGACUCCGGGCAGCCGGUGACCAUCAUGGUGGAAGGUGUGCAGGUUACCUUACCGUCAUACGAGGAGGCUGUGUCCGGAGCCGGAGGUUCGGUUUUGCCUCGGCUGCUACCGCAAACACAGCUGGAGUCUAUGGAGCAUGUGUUAACCCAGACCUCAACAGCACACGCUCAGCACACAGAGAUCUCAGUGGUACAUCAGCCAUCUUCCUCAUCUGCCUUCUCUUCCUCCUGGAGUUUGGACGGUGCACAGGGAGCGACAGCAGCGUCCUCAGCCUUUCAGUGCCAGAAUCCAGACGGGAGUCAGCAAAACAGUUUACUGUCUCUACAUGGCUCAGAGCAGAACCUCGCUGACGACAUUCCCUUAUUAAAGGAAUCCUGAGAGUUUCUGUCACAGCCUCGGUUGUUGAGGCCACAAAGACUGCAGCCGUACACGCCUGACUGCCGUGAUCUGACUUUGAGCUGCAUCUCUGCAACACAUAGCCCAUCUCAGGUGAUUCUGAUCUAGACCGAGCUGAUGCCCUGCGUGAGACACCAGUUCUGUCCGGUCAAGGACUUGCAAAUUAUAUACACAUGUAUUACACAGACACACGCUUAAAUCCUUCACAGCUUUUGAUUCCUCUGUGUCCUUGGACAUGUAGCAAAGACACAACACUGUACAAAGAGUUAAUGUUUUAUGAAAGGCCUUUUAUUGGAUUUAAGUCUUAUUUUGGCAGUAAACGCAUUGAUCUGAAAUUGAACACCCCAACACACACACACACACACACAACAACAACUUUAUAAAAACACCAGUGGCACCACCUGACAUGUGAUUGAAACUUUUACACUUGUGCUAGCACUGAGUGGUUGGUUGUUUGCUUUUUUAGAUUUUUAGGAUUGGUCAAUUCAUCAAAUCAAGUGUCAUCACACUCAUGUCCAUUUAGUGGGUUCUUGGAAGGGGGGGGUAAUUGUGUACACCCUGCUACACCAUAAGAAGGGCUAUUUCUACCCUUAUAGUGAGCUGGUUUUAUUCCCGGUUAUUUGUCACUGCCAAACAUUAUUUAAAUAAAAAAAAAAUAAAAAUCUUAUCAGAUUAGCAUGUAUUAUUUAAAAAAACCCAUAAGAUUAAGUAAUAAGGCAUGUGACUUGGUGUUUUAAGAAGCUUUAGACUAGGACUGAGGCGGUUGGUGAUGUGUGGAAUUUAAAACGCAUGGAUUCACUCUGAAAGAAUAAAAACACAUUGUAGACCCUUCAGUAGCACACGGCCUCAUCUAUAAGUUAGCUCUACAUGCAGCCGGGCGCCAUUUCUGUAGGGAUCGCCUGACUUUUAUUUUCAUAGCAUCUUACAGCUUGAGCAAAUGUACUUGCUUUGACUGUAUCACAGGCUCUUUUUUUUUUUUUUUGUUCAUACGUUAAUGUGCAUUGAUUUGCGUUAGUAAACUUGUUUUUAAAUGACUUUGAAUAUGACGUGCUAUUGAUUAGCAUCGUAAAAUCCUUUUUAAUUAUAUGAAGCAAGCAAGAUCCUAACUCCCCUUGCUUUAAUGAUGAUAUUCUUGCAGGAGCUUUGGAUAAUUUAAUGUAAAUUGAUUUAUUUAAUACCAAACAAGUGAAGUCCUGUACUGUAUAACAUCUGUUUUUCAUUUUUUUGGAACAGAGUGACGUUCCUUGCCAGGCAUAGGAUUUAAAAAAAAAAAUUAAUAAUAAUUUAAUUUAUCUCUGUAUUGUAAAUAAUUGUUUCUGAUUAAAUAUCGUUUCACCUAUAAAA
Molecule: messenger RNA, 2985 nt
Organism: Hemibagrus wyckioides
Lineage: Eukaryota; Metazoa; Chordata; Actinopteri; Siluriformes; Bagridae
Product: sushi domain-containing protein 6-like
Exons: 9
Coding region: 190-1623 (477 amino acids)
Source: RefSeq, a predicted model, not a curated record